Drosophila eugracilis is the source of this 3646-nucleotide messenger RNA. It is a transcript of the gene yem, whose product is annotated as yemanuclein. The record is from RefSeq and is a predicted model, not a curated record. Gene Ontology annotation, cellular component: nucleus. The coding region runs from base 632 to 3637 and encodes 1001 amino acids. NCBI's taxonomy places the organism in Eukaryota, Metazoa, Arthropoda, Insecta, Diptera, Drosophilidae. The transcript is spliced from 6 exons.
CGGAGAGAAUGUAGCGUUGAGGAUUUUAAUAAGAAACAAUUUAAGAAUCGCGCUCUUGGCCGUGCGAAAAGCGCUUGGCCCAAAUAGUUUAAAUGUCCCUUUUGGUAGCGUCGAUUGAGUGUGUUUAGUCCCCGGUGUCCUGCCGAUAAAGAUUGUGUUGUUUUCGUGCCGGCAGAGCUCAUCAAUUCGAAACCCCCCAAAAAAGUUUCCACUUUUUCUUUCCCCCAGAAAAGUGACAAUUAUUUGUGGCCGUGGUCGGCAGAUGCAGCUGCAAAUCGGGAGGCGAUUAAAGCAGUGCAAUCCGGCGCAGGUCCUCUCUAUUUGUUUAUGUUGAUAAACAGUACUUGUGGGACAACUAGGCAAGUGUGAAAUUGCCACGGUUAUUAAGUGGUUGUUGUUACUUGGUGUACGUGCAGAAAACCUAAAUCAGACAUCCCCAGAAGAAGAAGAAGAAGGAGGAAAAGAAGGAGGAGGAGCAGCAGCGACUUCUCAGUUGUUUUUGUUUAGCUGCGAGAGAGAGGGAGAGAGCGCGACGAAGAACACGCGGCUCUUUCGAAAAAAAGGGCGGGAAGGCCCUUUUAGUUCGAAUAAAUCCUCUCCUAUUGAUAAUCCGUAACUUUGCCCGCCGGACAUGUCAAGGGGGGGCGAGCACAAGCGCGUCACCCUCACCUCGAUCAUCCAGGGCGAUGUGGGCUUCUCGCGCUUCGGAAGCAACUUCCUGGAGCCGGAUGUCCCGUCCACAGUAUCAAAUAACAAUUCCAAACCCACGACCAAGACUGCCAAGUGCAUCCGUAUCAAACUCGAUCUGUUCGAGACAGAUUCAAACAAGUAUCCCGAGUUUAACUACUCCCGGCUUUUGUACUUAGAGAAGAAAAAGGCAAAAAAGCUGAAGCAGGUUACGAAUUGCAAUGGUGCCGCCGGCACUGAUCCCUUUGCAGACAACGAUGACGAUGUGGCCAGGAUAGUCAAGGAGCUGGAGGCCAAAUACGGCAACUCCUAUGCCACUGGAAGGGGCAAGAGCAAAAAAGACGACUACCGCGAUAUUGGAAUAGGAUACGAUGAGUCGGACUCCUUCAUCGACAAUACUGAAGCUUACGACGAAAUCAUCCCGGAGGAGGCGGAAACUUUGGAAGGCGGCUUCUACAUCAACUGCGGCGCCUUAGAGUUCAAAAACCUCACCAAAAAGUCCUAUACUACGCGAACAGAUGCCAUCAUCAAAAUGCCGGAGCGAUCGCGCAAGCGCAUGGUCUCGUCUAGUUCGGAAAGUUCAUCUUCUUCUUCCGACGAUGACGACGAGAACGAUGACGACAACAAUGGAGAGGAAGAGGAAAGCGACUCCGAGGACGAUUCCGAUGAGGAGGACGAAAGCGAUUCCGAGGACGACUCUGAAAGCGAGAGUCUUGAAGACGAAGACUCUGCAGCCACGGCCAAAUCCAGCAAGUACAAGGACAAUCAUGCGGCCAAGCGGCCAAAGGUCAUCGUUACGGAAAAAAGAAAGCCAAGCUCCAAUUCAUCGGCGGGAGCUAAAAAGCCACCAAUUAAGCCGGUCACUACCUCCUCGUCCUCAAACUCGCCUCGGCCUAGUACGGUGGAGAUUUCGGAUACGGAAGAAGGGCAACCCCAGACACAGAUUCAGCAACCCGGACAGUUUCAUGCCAUGCUUCAGAGUCAGGCUCAGGCUCAAGCAUUGAAAAAGGUGGUGAAGACGACAACUGUCAAAGACAUGUUGAAGGCGAAGCGGGACAGUUUCCUUAAGUCGCAGAGCGGCGCGGCAGCUGUGAAGGGUGUCGCGAACGGCGAGCUAAAAUGCAUUUCUACGGACGUUUCCAGCAGCGACAGCAGCGACAUGGAGUCGGCAACGGAGCAAGGUCGAGGAGACAGGCAGGGCGCUCAGCAAAGCAAAGAAGGACAGGAAAAUCUUCGUACUGCCGACACUCUGCUGCCCACUACGCUGGAUGCGGAUAUUUUGACCGCAGUAAACAGUUUCAAAGAAGCAGUUAGGAGUAGAGAUUUGUGUGGCAAGAAGUUUAACCUAGAUGCCAAGCUCACUCCUUUAUUGCUCAGAGUGUAUGAGGCGGUGCUAUGUACGGACCGCAACGAACGCAAUAUGGUAUUUUCGCAUAUCGAAUAUCAGCUACAGUUGCCCAAGUACUACAUGCUACGCAAAGGAAAGCAAGUGCGCGCAAAGGAGGAGAAGAAUAAGACCACCAAUAUGCUGGAUAAGCUGCGUUGGGCUGUAGCAGUGGUCAUGCCUAAGGCGAUCGCUGACUAUGAAACUGAACUGCGAACAUUUGCGGAACAAGCAGCUACGGACGUGAACUCUGAGUUACCGCCAAAGAUGCCGCGCAAGAAGUUCCAAUGGACCAGCGAGUUGCGUCACCUGCUGUACAAUGUAUACCAAGCACGCUGGACAUCCUAUGCGGUUUUGGCUAAGCGAAAAGACUCGCUGGAGGAGUUCAUCAAUUGGUAUCUCAAGAAGAAGGUGGUGGAACUGUGGCCGCCAGGCUGGAUGCGUUUGGAUGAGCUGCAACGGGAAAUAACCAGGUACAAGAACACUAAAAUAAAAGCAAAGGAGAAGCCGAAGACUAUUUCGGUUCCCGCUUCACCGAAACUUGCUGCAUCUGCCCCUGAGCAAAUGCCGCAUGCAAGCAGCUACCUGAAGCCAGUGGAGGAAAUCCGAUCUCGAGGAAACUCCGACACGGACUCAGCUACAAGUGCCUCCUCCAAUAGCCUGAAGCGCAAGCUAAAGGAGAUGCCCAAACAAACCAGCAAACCGCCGAAGAAAAAGGUUGCCAAGCAGAUACCGCAGCAACCACAGCUGCUACAGCAUCCGCAAUUCCAGCUGGCACCCGCUGCCACGGCGGCAGUCAGUGUGCCAGCCAUUAGCAAUAAUAACAACCACCUGCCACACCUGGAUACGCUGCUCUCCAUGCCAAGCACCUCGGCCCAGGCAGCUGUUCUAAAUGCCGCUGCCGUGGCAGCUGCCAGUACAGUUCUGGACCUGGCAUCUCCUAGCCGAAAAACUGAUCUUAAUAGUAGUAGCAACUUUUACAAUCUGAUUACGGCCGCCACCUUGGCCGCCAGUGGGAAUCCUAGUCCGCAUUCUAGCGAAGGCCAAGCCAAGGUGAUUGUGGGGGCGCGGCCCUCUCCGCAUGUGAUCAACCUGGAUGACUACCAAUGCACCAGCGAAAUACUACAGACAUCCAAGCAGCUGGCUGCCACCACCACUGUCAUCACCUCCACCGCUAAGACUGCUCAGACAACACCGGUAGGCAGGGAGAGCAGCAGCGAAUCAGAUGGAGUAGAGAUCGUUGGUGUUUUUCCUGCCUCGAAGACCCAAAAGAAAGUCCAACCAAAACCCAAGAACAAAUCUCAGAAUAGAGGAAGAUCGUCCUUGGGAGCAGUGGGGCAGAUCAAUGGAUCCCUGGGUUUCAGCGCGAAUAACAUGUACAUUUACAACAACCCCAGAACCCUGGGCCCAGUGUACGAUCUCACUGAUCCGCAUAUAAUGAAGACCAUGUCAAAUCUAAAGGAGAUGGAGAAACAGCUCAUCAAAGCGGCCUUUUCGCCUAGUGGCGUCAAGGGAGCCAGCGGAGGAAUGGGAUCCUCUGCCCCAAGUACGCCUUCGCGACAAUGACAAUCGGGU